This is a messenger RNA of Eublepharis macularius, 3157 nucleotides long. It is a transcript of the gene CDCA4, whose product is annotated as cell division cycle associated 4. Lineage: Eukaryota; Metazoa; Chordata; Lepidosauria; Squamata; Eublepharidae. The transcript is spliced from 3 exons. The record is from RefSeq and is a predicted model, not a curated record. Gene Ontology annotation, molecular function: transcription regulator activity. Gene Ontology annotation, cellular component: nucleus. Bases 127 to 915 code for a protein of 262 amino acids.
CUCCCCUCCCCCUCUCUCAGGCGCGGAGAUCGUUGAGGCGGGAGCGGGUUGGCUCGGGGGCAGGAGGCCUCGGUCAGUCGGUAGGUGGUGCUAGAACACUUGCUGUAUGGAAUCUUGUUCUGUAAUAUGGGGGAAGAGGAAGGAUUACACCAAACGCAAUUAUUGGAUACAAUGUUUGUCCGCGGACUAAAGAGAAAAUGUAUUGACGGAGAGGAAGAUGUUGAAGGAACUUUAGCUGGCUUUAAAGCUAUUCCUUCUUACAAUCUACAGCGCCAGUCACUAUUGGACAUGUCUCUGGUUAAACUUCAACUGUGUCACAUGCUUGUUGAACCUAAUCUCUAUCGUUCAGUACUUAUAGCCAAUACAGUACGGCAGAUCCAAGAAGAAAUGACCCAGGACGGGACUUGGCAGAUGAUAAGUGCACAGAGUACAGGACCAACCUCUUUGGACCGUUUAGUUUCAACAGACAUUCUCUGUCGUUCUUCGAAGGAGCAAGCUGAAGAAAAGCUUGUCCAAGGUUAUAGUGGCUUCUCAAAAGACUUUGAGGACACGCAGUUACAAGGGAGCUCAGAAAACUUAAGACCUGCUCCAGCACAAGCUCCCAGAAACCUUCAGAAUAAUGUAUGGGAUAUGGAGUGCCCUGCAGAAAAUAGAGGAAACUUCCAUAAAUCAUUAGAUCAAAUAUUUGAAACCUUAGAAACAAAAACACCAGAUUCUGUUGAAGAUCUCUUUUCAGAAGUCGACAGUUCCUAUUACAAUCUUGACACUGUAUUAACAGGAAUGAUGGGCAGUACAAAAAUGGGACACUGCGAUGUACUCGAAACGUUUCCUCAAGCAAGCACCAGUUCUAACUCUAACUGUAAAUCUGAUCUGAAUGAGCUGGAUCAUUUUGUGGAGAUUCUAGUUGAGUCUUGAGACAGAGGGUGAAAGCGACAUCCUUUGAGGAAGCCAGAUCUUGAGUAGUCAAUCUUUCAAACAGCUUGUUCUGUCAGCUGCACAUGAUCUUCCAAAAAAAAAAAAGCCCUUCAUUUUUCAAAGCUGUAUUAAUGUAUAAAAUUAACUUGCAAUUUGUAAUGUCUGAUCUGUGAGUAAAUAUUUCUAAUGGCCACAAUCCAGAGAGGUAUACUAGGCAUGUGUCUAGCAAGGCUUCAAAUUUCCUCUUUACUAUCACAAUCCCCACUGUGUACCACGGCACAGACUGCUGUGGAAACUCUUUUGUGUUUCAGUAGUGGCUCAGUGUUUCCAAAGGCUCCUGAGUGUGCAGGGUUGAUCACACAGUUCUCUGUAUUGUGCCGAUACAACUCCCCCCCUCGCCUUGGGUUCCACAACUUUGACAACUAGAUUAGUUUGCUAAUCCCUUCUAGUUUUUAGAAGAGACUUAAAAUGUGACAGGGUUUCUUUUCUGUUGAUUGUCUCAUCUUCCCUGAAAGUUAACGUGUUGGGGACACUCAGCAUAUGAAAGGUGGUUAUAAAGUUCUCGGUCCAAGUCUAAAUCCAGUUCAGUUCUAUUCCAACUGAAGACUUUUUAGCAUUUGCUCCUCUUUCCGUGGACUUGAGUGGUCCACCUUUUCAACUAAUUGGUCCGAGGACCAAAAGCUUGGUUUGCCUCUUAACUCCAAGGAAAUACUUCACUGAUUUCUAUCUUCAGUUAACCAUCUAGCUUAUAAAGAACCAAAAGCAUUGAUUCCUGGUAUCCUAGCUCAUUUUUUUUUUGUCAUUCUUAUGUUCUGGGUUUUUUUUUUAAACUAUAGUUAAUAGUUUUGAAAAGUGUUUAUCAGUGUUCAGAAUUUUUCAGCUAUUUUCCGAAGAUAUAUUUUUGCUACGAAUCUUCUGUCAACUGCUUAUUUAGUAUCCUGACAUAUCUGCAGUUGUAUUUUUUUAAUCACUUUGAUGAAGGGAUUUUUUUUCUUACGAUGGGCCUCCCUUAGCUGAGUAAAAGUAUGUAAAUAUAUACAACCUUAAUGUAGGAUCAGCUGUUCGCAUUCUGUCUUAGAGAGUAGUGCGUGCUUAAAGAGUGAAGAGAGGGUUAUUCUCGAUACAGCUGUUACAUAGACGCUGGAGGAGGAGCUCUGGAGGAGCUCUUCAUGCAUUUACACUUCAGUCCAAGCCAUGUUUUUGUUACCAUCCAGCACAGACUGUCAGUUUUAUUUAUAUAUAUUUAUAUCAUCCAAUUAAUUGUUUAAAAGUCUACCAUCCUACUUGUUCUGUGUUUGGGAAAGCAAAUGUAACUUACCUUGCACUAACUGUUAUAAGACUGUUACAGAGUCCUUUCAAGAGUGUUCUCUAAAAUGAAUUUGCUCCAAGAUGUAAAUACAUGUUUGGCUGAAACUUGAGUAAUGGAAGUCAUAGCACCUAGUUAGUAUUCAGUCCAAAAUAGAGGAAAGACACCUUGCCUGAGUAUAUGCAAAGUAUUUUCUCAUAAAAGCAGUUUCCAGAGAAAAGCAGCAGCACAUCUAGUAACACUUGCUAUAAAACUGCCCAUUUUUUACGUUGCUAAACUGGUGAAAAUGUAGCUAUAUGGUGGGGAAAGGGCUAUGAGAACCCUACUUCUUUGGGUAACAUUUUAAUGAAAGUUUUUUUCUGAGCAAUUUUAGCCACUUCAGCAUGAAUUCACAAUGACCAGAUUUGGAAAUACUGCUUUUUUGAAAACAACUCUGAUUUCUGACUUUAUAUGAACACUAGUUUAAAGCAUUGGGAAGCCUUACUUCCCAGCAGAGAGGGCCUUAGAUGCUGCACUGUCUUUGUUUAAAUGGAAUUGUUAGAGCCAGUAAGGGAGAGCAGCUGGGCAAGCAUUCCCACCAUAUAAGCCAAAAACAUCUCUUCGAAACAUAAAGAUCUUUGUCUUGUGUACACAUAGCUAACUGUCUUCGUCUUAGUUUAAGUUGCAGUCUGAAACCAUUUUUCAUAACUGGCCCCUCCUGAACUUAAUAGGGUUACUUACAAGGAACUGGUUUCUAGACUGUGGCCUUAAUCAUUUUAAGUGCUUUUGAAGCUAACUGACUUGAAAAUGGCAUUGUAUGUUUUCCAGUCUUGGCAGAUAAAUGCCUGUUUCUGUAACUUUGCGUUUUGUGUCAGACCAUGCGGUUUGUAAGGGGACCUUUUUAAAGCAUUGGAAAAUGAUUAAUGUCUUUUUAUAUUAAAGUUGAAUACGAAGAGA